Molecule: messenger RNA, 1792 nt
Organism: Musa acuminata subsp. malaccensis (wild Malaysian banana)
Lineage: Eukaryota; Viridiplantae; Streptophyta; Magnoliopsida; Zingiberales; Musaceae
Product: tryptophan aminotransferase-related protein 1
Biological process (GO): amino acid metabolic process
Molecular function (GO): transaminase activity; carbon-sulfur lyase activity
Source: RefSeq, a predicted model, not a curated record
AGUAGUGCAGGAGUUUGCAACCCAGGUGGGUGGGUGCCAGAAAACUCCUGGGAGGGCCAAGUUCGAAAGUAUUGCUGCAGGCGGCAUCAAACAGCGGCCAUCUUCUUACUUUUUUCCCCGGCGAGCGGCGACAAGAAGAUUAUAUUUCUUCUGACGAGGUUCCGUUGUCUGGCGAAGGCGCUCGGGCUGCACGCGCGUCAACGGGUAUUUGCUGACCACCCUCUCCGCUCUCUUUUUGGGCGUCCGCGACACGCCAAUGCCGAAGGCUUCGAAGAGAAGGACGAGGUGGAGUCAGGCCUCGGUCGAGGGGCGGGCGCCUGCGUUUCCGGGCCCCAUCUGGGGACUCACGAUUCUGGGGUCCCUUUCCCUGAAUCUGGUCACCAUCGCCCUCCUCGCCUCGCUGUAUGAGGGUCACGGACUUCUGGGUUGCGAGGCCGGAAGCAGCGGCUUUGUUGCGGAACCGGAGAAGGCGGUGCUCAUAGCGCCGCCGCAGUCGUCAGCGGAGGAGGUGGAGAUGGUGUCUGCUGAGGAGAUUAGCGUUAGCUCCACCGCCGGCUCCCGCCCCACCUCGAAGGACGCCAUCAUUAACCUCGACCAUGGAGACCCGACGGUUUACGAGGCCUUCUGGAAGAGGAUUGGGGAGAGGGGAGACAUCGUCUUCCCUGGGUGGCAGAGCAUGAGCUACUUCUCCGACGCCUCCAACUUGUGCUGGUUCCUGGAACCAGAGUUCGCGCACCAGGUGCGGCGACUCCACAGCCUCGUGGGCAACGCUGUCGUCGACGACGGUCGUUUCAUCAUCGUCGGGACGGGCUCGACUCAGCUCUUUCAGGCUGCUCUGUAUGCUCUAUCCCCACCCGAUGCAGCUGAGCCAAUGAACGUCGUAUCUGCAAUUCCAUACUACUCAUCAUAUCCAACAGUCACAGACUACCUUCGGUCAGGGCUUUACCGGUGGGCUGGGGAUGCAUCCACUUUCGAAGGUGAUGCGUACAUAGAGUUCGUUUGCUCUCCGAAUAACCCAGAUGGUUCAAUUAGAGAAGCAGUCCUGAGUUCCAAGAACGGGAAGACGAUCCAUGACCUUGCAUACUACUGGCCUCAGUACACCCCCAUAACUGGUGCCGCAGACCAUGACAUUAUGCUGUUCACUGUCUCAAAGAGCACUGGCCAUGCCGGAGCUCGACUGGGGUGGGCUCUGGUGAAGGACAAGGAUGUCGCCAAGAGGAUGACCAAGUUCAUAGAGCUCAACACUAUUGGAGUGUCCAAGGACUCGCAGCUACGGGUAGCUAAGAUCCUUAAAGUGGUCUCGGAUGGGCAUGAGCUUCCAGGGAACAAGCACAGGCUGUUCGAGUACGGACGAAGACUCAUGUCCGUGAGGUGGCGGAAGCUGCGAGCAGCAGUGAAGGCGUCGGGCAUCUUCAGUUUACCUGAGUUCCAGUCAUCUCUCUGCAGGUUCACUGGGGAGGAGACUGAAACCUAUCCUGCUUUUGCAUGGCUCAAAUGCGAGAAAGAGGGAGUGGAAGACUGUGAGAGCUUCUUGAGGAACCACAAGCUUCUCACCCGGAGCGGCAGACAUUUUGGCGUGGAGGCGAAGUACGUGCGGAUAAGCUUGUUGGAUCGAGAUGAGACGUUCGACCUCUUCAUCCAGCGGCUUUUGUCUCUUCGUUGAGGCGUCAUCUUUCCUGUGUGUCUGAAACUUCGACAGGGGCUUGAAGACCUCUGUGCAAUCUAACAGUUCUGUCUACUUCUCUCCACCUUUUGUAUCUUUCGUUUGAGAUAAUAAAUUUUCUUUCUCUUU